UUGUUCCCAAUCCUCUACAGUAACGUGUUAGCUUAAAUUGGGGGGGGAAAUGGCCAGCCGGAUCGGCCUCAAUUUCCACCGGCGGCUUUCGAUUCCUUCAGGCGCUCCUUCCGCCGUCUUGUCCGCGAACAGUGCGGCGAAUAGCCUUAAACGGUGGAGCCCCGGAGGAAAACCACGGCGGCGUUUGAUUUUAGGCCUCGGAAUAUCUUUCUGGGCUCAGUUCAUGAAUAUGUCCGGUUCACCGGUCGGCGCCAAAUCCUUCGUUGCCUCUGCGAGACAGAAAAAUGCUGUCGAAGAGAUUUUGAAGAACGUUGAGUGGCCAGAGCAAUUUCCAUUCAGGGAGGAGGACUUUCAGCGAUUUGACGAAACACCAGAUUCGUAUUUCUAUGAAUCCCCACGCUUUGUCACCCACAUUGAUGAUCCAGCCAUUGCUGCACUCACCAAAUUCUACUCUGAGGUUUUUCCUCCAAACAAUACACCUGGAGUUAGCAUGUUGGAUAUGUGCAGUAGUUGGGUCAGUCAUUUUCCAGCCGGAUACAAGCAAGAAAGAGUUGUUGGGAUGGGAAUGAAUGAAGAAGAGCUCAAACGCAAUCCGGUUUUGACAGAGUACAUUGUGCAAGACUUGAAUGUGAAUCCUAAACUCCCAUUUGAAGAUGAUUCCUUUGAUGUGAUCACCAACGUAGUCAGCGUCGAUUACUUAACAAAGCCUCUAAGCGUUUUCAAGGAAAUGAGCCGAGUUCUUAAACCUGGUGGCCUUGCCAUUAUGAGCUUUUCGAACCGCUGUUUUUUCACGAAAGCAAUCUCUAUAUGGACUUCAACUGGAGACGCUGAUCAUAUUAUGAUUGUCGGGUCGUAUUUCCAUUACGCGGGUGGAUUUGGACCUCCUCAGGCAGUGGAUAUAUCUCCCAACCCUGGACGGUCAGAUCCCAUGUAUAUCGUGUACUCGAGAAAGUUAUCGCAGCUUGAAAGUACACCGGGAAGUUGAGCCUGCUGAACUGAAACUAAUUUGUGCUGCAGUCUAAACUAAACUGGCUAAUUUGGGAGAAGAAGCCUGCCAUGGUUGGAGUGAUCAAUAAAGAAUCUGCAGUAUGAACUACAUAUUAUUACUUGUAAACUAAGCUUCAAACAAAAAUCUAAGAUAUGUGAGAUGUAAUGUAAAAAUCACUAAAAUUUUAUUCUUAUCUGAGGCACAGACAAUUAAUAAACAUUUAGAGAAGUGAUUCCAGAA
Benincasa hispida (wax gourd) is the source of this 1228-nucleotide messenger RNA. Its product is annotated as S-adenosyl-L-methionine-dependent methyltransferases superfamily protein. Gene Ontology annotation, molecular function: S-adenosylmethionine-dependent methyltransferase activity. NCBI's taxonomy places the organism in Eukaryota, Viridiplantae, Streptophyta, Magnoliopsida, Cucurbitales, Cucurbitaceae. The record is from RefSeq and is a predicted model, not a curated record.